AUGGAGGCAAAAGCUCUUCGCCUGUUUCUUGAGGCGCCAUCUAUCUGCCCAUUGCGCCGUUUUCACAUUACAGUCCCUCGCACUCGUCUGGCCGAUCCAGUGAAGAAGUACUCACCUGGGGGAGACGGCAGACGCUUCUCUUACGCACCUUCGCCAGAAACUCUGGACUCUUGGCUUUCCAAUGGGUCGCUACGAAUCUACUGUCAGGCAUUUAUUGCCCUAGACUGCAAGUCUGAGAGCAUUUCUCAACUGCGCGCAACACCCGAAACACCGCCUGAGCGGCUUAAAGCUGACGUGGUCCAGUACGCUCUUCAACCCGAGUCACACGACGUUCGGGUUUGGUGCUGCAGUUCAGUGACAAGCUGUUGCCGCUUCCUUCUUGCGGCUCGAUCCGCUGUGCUACGCAAGAUGCUCAACGGGCCCUUCCGAGAAGCAGAAGCAGCAGAUGUUCACUUGACGGACAUUUGUCCUCAAGCUGCUCACCAAAUGCUUCUUUUUAUUCACACAGACACGUGCGACCUUUUCAAGGAACUGAGACGCAGUGCCUCUCUCGCAGAGAAGCAGCAACGUAGGGAAGCCCUCAUGGGUCUCAUCACGGCCGCAGACAAGUAUGAUGUGCAGGGACUGAAAGAAGAGUGUGAACAACAACUGGCCUCGCUUGUGGACGAAGACUCUGUCUUUGAUGUACUGCUGUUUGCGGAGUCAAGAAACUUUACUCGCCUUCUAGACGCAGAAGCUAUUGCAAGGAAUGCCAGCUCUUCAGCUGUGGACAACCUGGCGAAGUAG
This is a messenger RNA of Eimeria necatrix, 786 nucleotides long. Its product is annotated as BTB/POZ domain-containing protein, putative. The record is from RefSeq and is a predicted model, not a curated record. The transcript is spliced from 5 exons. Gene Ontology annotation, cellular component: cytoplasm. The coding region runs from base 1 to 786 and encodes 261 amino acids. Gene Ontology annotation, biological process: proteasome-mediated ubiquitin-dependent protein catabolic process; regulation of proteolysis. Lineage: Eukaryota; Apicomplexa; Conoidasida; Eucoccidiorida; Eimeriidae. Gene Ontology annotation, molecular function: ubiquitin protein ligase binding.